Molecule: messenger RNA, 1437 nt
Organism: Olea europaea var. sylvestris
Lineage: Eukaryota; Viridiplantae; Streptophyta; Magnoliopsida; Lamiales; Oleaceae
Product: zinc finger MYM-type protein 1-like
Exons: 2
Coding region: 1-1437 (478 amino acids)
Molecular function (GO): protein dimerization activity
Source: RefSeq, a predicted model, not a curated record
AUGACUUCACCAAGCAUCCAUAAGGAUUUAGUUAAUUGUUGUGCUAUAGAGACGACAAGGUCUAUGAUCAAUGAGAUGGGCGAUUUCUUGUUUUCAAUUUUGGUUGAUGAGUCUCAUGAUAAUUCUAUAAAAGAACAAAUGAUAGUUGUUUUGAGAUUUGUUGACAAAAGUCGGCAAGUGAAGGAGCGUUUGUUGGACAUUUGCCACAUCGCUGAUACUUGUGCCCAAUCACUCAAGGAUGCCAUUGAUGCAAUAUUUUCUACACAUGGGUUGAGCAUAUCUAGUCUGAGAGGUCAAGGUUAUGAUGGAGCAAGCAAUAUGUCAGGUGAGUUCAAUGGCUUAAAAGCUUUAAUUUUAAGAGAGAACCCAUGUGCUAUGUAUAUUCAUUGCUUUGCUCACCAGCUUCAGUUGGCAGUUGUUUCUGUGGCACAUAGGAAUGUUAUGCUUAGUGAUUUAUUUAACAUGCUUGCUAUUAUUGUGAAUUUAGUUGGUGCAUCAUGUAAAUGUGUAGAUGCUCUUCGAACAAGUUAUCAUGUUGAAAUUCUGGAGAGGCUUAAUAUUGAGAAACUUUCUGGUGGAACUGGUCAAUUUCAAGAAAUGAGUUUGGCACGCCCAGGUGAUACUAGAUGGGGCUCACAUCUAAAGACAGUUACUCACUUUAUUAGUAUGUUUAAUGCGAUCAUAGAUGUUCUUGAGAAUAUAUCAGAAGACGGCAUCAUUUUACAGCAAAAAUUAAUGGCCAUAAGACAGAUGGACACUAUGCAAGAUUUUCAAUUUGUGUUCAGUCUCCAUUUUAUGUUUGAAAUUCUUGCAAUUACAGACGACCUUUCACAAGCCUUACAGAAAAAGGAUCAGGAUAUUCAGAAUGCUAUGAGAUUAUUGAAGUUGUAUUCAAUCUUGCAAGAGUUGAAUGAUCGUUUUCCAGAAACAACUACUAAGCUUUUUACUUGCAUUUCGUGUUUAAGUCCAAGAGAUUCACUUGCAGCUUUUGAUGUAUGUAAAUUGGUACGACUUGCUCAGUUAUAUCCUAUGGAUUUCAAUAGUGAAGAGCUUUUAUUAUUUAGACCUCAACUUGACAAGUUUCUUAUGCUCAUGAGAAUGGAUGAAGUUUUCUUCAACCUCAAAAGCAUAUCUUGUGUAGCUCAGAAGUUGGUUGAAACUGGAAGUUCUUGUUAUUUUCCAUUGGUUUAUAGGCCGAUCACAUUGGUUUUGAUAUUACCUGUGGCAACUGCAAGUGUUGAAAGGGUAUUCUCUGCUAUGAAUCUAAUCAAGAAUGAUCUACGCAACAAAAUGGGAGAUGAAUUGUUGAAUGACAAUUUGGUAGCUUACAUGGAGAGAGAUCUUUUUAUGAAACUUGAGAAUGAGACAAUAUUGCAACAUUUUCAAAAUAUGCAACCUCAUAGAAUUCAGUUGUCUAAACUUGCAAUUUCAAAGUAA